AUGCUGGCAGUCUCGCUGUCAAACUUUGUCUCCAAUUUUGCGGGUGCUGGUUUCUCGGUGGCCACGCCUGUGCUUCAGGCCCAGUUCCAGAAGACGCCAUCGGAGGUGAACGCGUUGCUCACGUUCAAUUUCUUGCUCCUGGGCCUUGGCAAUCUGGUCUGGGUUCCCUUGGCCUCGAAGCUCGGGAAGCGCUUCGUCAUGUUAUCGUCGAUGGCCCUCUUGUCCUUCUCUCUCCUCUGGACUGCCAAAGCUACGACAUUCAAUAGCCUCUUGGCAGCCCGUUGCGUGACAGGUUUCGCGUCGGCUGCUGGCGAGAGUAUCGUUCCAGGUGUCGUAUCGGAUAUUUUCUUCCUUCACGAGAGGGCAACAAUGAUGGCAGUAUAUGUUGUCAUGACGUCUGGAGCCACUGCCGUGGGUCCGCUCGUCGCUAGUUUCAUGGUGGGAUACCUUCCGGGCACAUGGGUUGACUUCUCGUGGCUGUGUAUGGCGUUGGCAUUCUUUUGCUUCCUAUGCAUGUUCUUCUUCUAUCCGGAAAGCAACUUCAUCCGGUUGCGCGAAACACAAAUCCAGGCUCGUCGCAUUCAUGACGCUCCUCAUGACGAAGCUGCCAAGGACGAGACAACAUCUAAUCACCAGGAGACUAGCGCUGAAAAGCCCACUGAGCAGGGUGUGCAGCAUCUGGACCAUAUCGACAUCGAUUGGCCCAAGGUCUGGACUUCCCUCGUACACUACGACAACUCGCUGAAAUUGAGCAUCGCAAUACUACGGCCGAUUGCAUUUGUGGCGUUGCCUCCUGUCCUUUGGGCCAUUCUCAUUUACGGCUCGGCGCUCGCCGCCCAGAUUAUUCUUCUCUUUGCUUUCCCGUCUCUCCUUAUGGCACCACCCUACCUCUUCAGUCCUGACGGUGUCGGCCUCAUCCAGAUCGCUGCUCUGAUUGGCUUCAUCGCUGCGUGCUUCAGUGGUGGCUUGAUCUCGGACAUUAUUGUUACCCGGCUGAUUCGGCGCAACAAGAAUGAGUUCUUCCCCGAGCAGCGGCUCGUGUCUCUCAUUCCGGCCUUCUGGGUUGGUCCACUAGGCUGCAUCAUCACAGCUGUCGUGUGCUCGCAGCAGCUAUCAUGGGUAGGAAUUGCGUUCGCAUUUGCGAUGCUCUCCUAUGGCACCGUCUUCUCCCCAAACAUUGCCAUCACAUAUGUCGCCGACUCCUUCCCGAUGUACUCGUCCGAGUGCCUGGUCGCCAUCAACGCCUGCAAGAACCUGGUUGCGUUCCUCUUUCUCUACGUGGCGACAGAAUGGGUCAGCUCCCGAGGCUGGGUCCAGGUGUACAUGAUCAUGUUCAUGGUUACCAUGGUCGCGUCCCUGCUCGCCGUGCCGAUUUACUACCUGCGCCAUUCUCUCACGGGCGCCAGUCACAGAGUCAUCACCCGCAUCAACAGGCUUGGCUAGAGCCGGACGUAUUUUCACGGAAGCCUAGAGCUCGGCGAAGGUUGUGUCAAGGUAGAACGCUUCAUCCAAGUAGCUCAAAACCUCGCCGAUCGGGAUGGCAAGAACGGUCUGCAAGGUCUACUGUACUCGGGCGCAGGCACGCACGGGACAGGCGUGGAGGUGGUGGUAACAAAAUGAGACGAUCAAAAUGUAUUUUGUGUGAAUUAGAUAGGUAUCUAGGAGAAGGUCAUUUGGCAUCUUGAGG
This is a messenger RNA of Microdochium trichocladiopsis, 1687 nucleotides long. Its product is annotated as MFS transporter. Gene Ontology annotation, biological process: transmembrane transport. The record is from RefSeq and is a predicted model, not a curated record. Bases 1 to 1443 code for a protein of 480 amino acids. Gene Ontology annotation, molecular function: transmembrane transporter activity. The transcript has 6 exons. Lineage: Eukaryota; Fungi; Ascomycota; Sordariomycetes; Xylariales; Microdochiaceae.